Messenger RNA from Ectocarpus siliculosus, 906 nucleotides. NCBI's taxonomy places the organism in Eukaryota, Phaeophyceae, Ectocarpales, Ectocarpaceae. The record is from the annotation of a GenBank genome assembly.
AUGAAUCUAGAUCAAUUGAAAAGGUGGCCUUUUCCCGAACAAGAGUUUUUGGGCCGAGGAGCUUUCGGCAACGUGAUGCGAGGACUCUACUGUGGCACACCGGUGGCCGUCAAAGAGUUACUGACAGGACAGGGCCAGAUGCCUGACGUGCGUCGACAGGCGAAGGAGGAGCUUCUGAAAGAGAUUGGUACUCUGAUGGAGUUUCGUCAUCCGAACAUCGUGUGCAUGAUCGCGUACGAUUCGAGAUACAUUGUGAUGGACAUGUACAAAGGGAAUGCCAAGAAAUUGAGAUCGAUGGAUGAGGUGGCCGUUGUUGGAAGAGAUUGCAUGCGAGGCAUCUCGUACAUGCACCGGCACGGCAGAUGCGUCGUUCACGGCGACAUCAAGCCCGACAACAUUCUGGUGAACAUCGAUUCCAAAGGAACCAUCUACAAGGCCGCGCUCGGUGACGUCGGCCUGGCGCGUUCGUGUGCCAAGUGCUUGCGGACGAAAGGAUUCUCGGGAACACCGGGGUACAUGCCCAUGCCAAAUCCCGUCGUCGACAGCACACACGACAUUUACGCACUCGCCGUAAGCCUGUUGGACGCUUUCCUCGGGGCUCACCCGGGAGAUGUUCACACGAGGAACGACGAGCACGGCCUGGAAGACAACACGAUGGUAGCAUUAGGACAGUUUCCUCACCGGGAGUCCCAAAAAGUGCUGUCGGAUAUGCUCAUGUCGUACAGGGAUGGUGACCUCCAGAACAACCCCGAGAAGAAAGGGGAAUUCUUUCAAAACAUUAUCGUGCAGUGGGAAAACCUCGUUUCGAGAACCAGCGCUACCGCACCGAAGAUCACGUCGUACGCGUCGGAUCCGAUGCAGAGCAGCCAAACAUCAAUGUCUAUGGAGAGUACUCAAACAAAAUAA